Molecule: messenger RNA, 2691 nt
Organism: Salvelinus sp. IW2-2015
Lineage: Eukaryota; Metazoa; Chordata; Actinopteri; Salmoniformes; Salmonidae
Gene: strbp
Product: spermatid perinuclear RNA binding protein
Cellular component (GO): precatalytic spliceosome
Molecular function (GO): single-stranded RNA binding; double-stranded RNA binding
Source: RefSeq, a predicted model, not a curated record
AAUCUCCUGCGAAGGAGAGCGCAAGCAGGCGGCUGUCGCUGGUGUCUAGCUGGAGAGCGCUUUGACUGAACGGCCGUACUUGGAUUUGGUCCUGUCAACGAGAGUCAGAACUGUAAAACUGUGCCUGGUAUCAACGUAUGUUUGGAUAUCUUUCCCCACUACAGUAACACUUCAACCGUAGAGGUUCCGGACCCAUCCUGAGACCGGAACACCGGGCCGCAGAGGGACAAGAGGAAAGUACUGCGCAAGGUGAGACAGAGGGAAGCAGAUCAGGUCUGUAGGCAGGGGGCUCUGAGGGGAGCGUAUGGAGGAGUCAGAGAGCAGAGGAGACCCCUGACCUGUCCUGACAAACGCAGAGCUGCCCCGGCAACACACCCGGGCCACACAAGGAGACGGACAAGGAGCACCCACUCCUUUCGCAGGCAUGAGGUCCUUCCGUUCGUUCGGUAUCGAUGACCGACACGUCAUGGCCAAACACUCCACCRUCUACCCAUCGUCGUCUGAACUGGAGGCGGUCCAGACCCUGGUGUCCACCGUGGAGGGUGCCCUCAAACACGUCUCUGAUUGGAUAGACCAGAGCAAUGUCCAAUCGGUGCAGAGUAACAGCCAGGCAGACGCAGCAGCCGGCCAGACCGACGGCCAGCCGAACCCCACAGACAGCACGGCGACAGAGGACGCUAGUGCUGACCAUGACGACGACCUUAACGACGACCCCGACGUUAGUCCCAGCGCCAGCCCAGAUGACUGCACAGACAGCAGCAGCAGGGAGCCUGGUGGAGGUGUGCUGUGUGGGGUGAUGAGGAUCGGCCUGGUGGCUAAAGGUCUGCUCAUCAAAGAGGACAUGRACCUGGAGCUGGUGCUGAUGUGUCGAGAGAAACCCACAGAUGCACUGCUGUGCACUGUCUGUGAKAACCUGCCCCUGCAGAUACAAAAGUUAACCGAAGAGAAGUACGAGGUGCAGCGCUGUGUGCCAGAGGCAGCCAUCUUGGUGUGUAGUACGACAGAGCCAAAACUCACCCUGAAGGUCACCCUCACCUCCCCGCAGAUGAGAGAGGACAGCGACACGGACGAACAAGUGGAGGGUGUUGAGCUGUCAGACCCUGCAGACAUGCUGGACAGGCACAGAUGCCUGGUUGCCCUGGCGGCUCUGCGACAUGCCAAAUGGUUCCAGGCCAGAGUAAACGGGUUGAAGUCGUGUGUCAUCAUCCUCAGGAUCCUGAGAGACAUGUGCAAUAGACUACCAGCCUGGGAGCCGCUGAAAGGAUGGCCCCUGGAGCUGAUCUGUGAGAAGGCCAUAGCCACGUGUAACCGGCCGCUGGGUGCAGGGGAGGCCCUCCGUAGGGUCAUGGAGUGUCUCGCCUCAGGAAUCCUCCUUCCAGGAGGACCAGGGUUACACGACCCAUGUGAGAAGGAGCUGACCAACACCCUAACGGCCAUGACAGACGAGGAGGCAGAGGCCAUCACAUACAGCGCACAGCACGCUCUGAGACUGAUGGCGUUCGGUCACAUCUACAAGGUGCUGGAGAUGGACCCUCUCCCCUCUAGUAAACCCUCCCAGAAGUACCCCUGGUCAGACAAGGAGGGCUCGGGGCUGAAGAGGCCCUACGAGGACGGGCCCACGGACGACAAAGACCUCAUCAAGAAAAUGAAGAGGAACCUGAGGAAAGUGCUCGACAGCAAAGCGAUAGACACCAACCAACCAAUGAAUGCUCUGAUGCGUCUGAAUCAGAUACGUCCAGGUCUGCAGUACAAGCUGCUGUCCCAGUCCGGCCCGGUCCACGCUCCUGUCUUCACCAUGUCUGUCGACCUAGACAGCACCGUCUACGAAGCCUCAGGCUCCUCCAAGAAGACCGCCAAGCUGCAUGUCGCUGUCAAGCUGCGGUCAGACUGGGAUGCCCUGUCCCCCGUCCCCCCUUCUCCUGCUCGCCCCCGCUCCUGGCUGCUGUGGAGCGCCCAAAUCUGGGUCCGAACUCAGGGUCCUAUUCUGACGGCCAGCGGUAAGAACCCCGUCAUGGAGGUGAACGAGACCAGGGGUCUGAAGUACGAGCUCAUAUCAGAGAGCGGGGGCAGCCACGACAAACGCUUCGUCAUGGAGGUGGAGGUGGAUGGUCAGAAGUUCCGCGGGGCGGGGCCUAAUAAGAAGGUGGCGAAGGCUUCGGCUGCGUUGGCCGCUCUCGAGAAACUCUUCUCUGGCCCCAACGCCGCCGCCAACAGCAAGAAGAAGAAGAUCAUCCCACAACAUGCCACUAAAGGAGCACUAGCUGCAGCAGCGGCAGCCUCGGCAGUAGCAGCCCAGGUGGCCAGAGGGAGAGGUAGAGCRGCAGCCCUGACCAGAGGAGCCUUCAUCAGCGCUGCCGCACCAGGAUACACACAGAUACCAGGCUUCGGGACUCCAUAUGGAUACAGUGCUGCAGCCGCCCCAGCCUACGGUUUCUCCCCCAAGAGAAUGCUUCUGUUGCCUGUCAUGAAAAUGCCUGCCUACCCCAUCCCCCAUUACUCCUUCUUUUAGCACAGGGACACCAAAACACCCCACUGUAUUUUUUUUAGAAGGGAAUCUGAGUCUUUUUGUUUUUUUCAACAUAUCGAGGGGGGGAACUGAACUAAAGGACUUCAGCAUGAUUUGUAAAAGAAGUUAAUAUUUUUUUUUUUUUACUGUUUCCAACUUUUACUGAUUAAAAAAACCUGCAGGUU